AUGGACUUCCUGAAAUUCCUGCUUGGAAAAAAAAAUUGGAAAGAUGCCGAUGAUGUGAGCGCUGGGUUGCCAGUACCUUCAAACAAGCCAUUCAACAAUGUCAGGACUGUACCUUCAAACAAGCCAUUCAACAAUGUCAGGACUGUACCUUCAAACAAGCCAUUCAACAAUGUCAGGACUGUACCUUCAAACAAGCCAUUCAAAAAUGUUAGGACUGUACCUUCAAACAAGCCAUUCAACAAUGUCAGGACUGUACCUUCAAACAAGCCAUUCAACAAUGUCAGGACUGUACCUUCAAACAAGCCAUUCAAAAAUGUUAGGACUGUACCUUCAAACAAGCCAUUCAACAAUGUCAGGACUGUACCUUCAAACAAGCCAUUCAAAAAUGUUAGGACUGUACCUUCAAACAAGCCAUUCAACAAUGUCAGGACUGUACCUUCAAACAAGCCAUUCAAAAAUGUUAGGACUGUACCUUCAAACAAGCCAUUCAACAAUGUCAGGACUGUACCUUCAAACAAGCCAUUCAACAAUGUCAGGACUGUACCUUCAAACAAGCCAUUCAACAAUGUCAGGACUGUACCUUCAAACAAGCCAUUCAACAAUGUCAGGACUGUACCUUCAAACAAGCCAUUCAACAAUGUCAGGACUGUACCUUCAAACAAGCCAUUCAAAAAUGUUAGGACUGUACCUUCAAACAAGCCAUUCAACAAUGUCAGGACUAAAACUUUCCAAUACAAAAUGUGUUUCCGAUCUUUAAGUGGUGUCGGAAAUGUAAAUUGCCGCUGUCCACUGGCCAACUUUGGUUGGGCGUCACUGGGAGGCAGGCCUGCACAAUGUAGUACACCCCUUAAGUACGUCACUGGGAGGCAGGCCUGCACAAUGUAG
This is a messenger RNA of Biomphalaria glabrata, 885 nucleotides long. RefSeq names its product myosin light chain kinase, smooth muscle-like. Lineage: Eukaryota; Metazoa; Mollusca; Gastropoda; Planorbidae. Bases 1 to 885 code for a protein of 294 amino acids. The record is from RefSeq and is a predicted model, not a curated record. The transcript has a single exon.